Messenger RNA from Odocoileus virginianus texanus, 2339 nucleotides. NCBI's taxonomy places the organism in Eukaryota, Metazoa, Chordata, Mammalia, Artiodactyla, Cervidae. The record is from RefSeq and is a predicted model, not a curated record.
CUGAGGCCCAGGUAUCCGUCAGUGCGCCCACCCGGAGCUUUACGGGCAGUCUCGCCCAGAUCUCGCGAGAGCGCAAGCGCACGUCUCGCGAUACGCGGGCUCGGGUGCAAAAGAGGGAGAUCUGAGCCGCGGCGGUGACGGCUGCAAGGAGUCUGAGGCGGUGAGAAGGGAAGUAAUCAUGGAAGACCUGGGGGAGAAUACCACCGUCCUGUCCACCCUGAGGUCUUUGAACAAUUUCAUUUCUCAGCGAGUGGAGGGAGGAUCUGGACUGGAUGUUUCCACCUCUGCCCAAGGCUCUCUGCAGAUGCAGUACCAACAGAGCAUGCAGUUGGAGGAGCGAGCCGAGCAGAUCCGGUCUAAGUCUCACCUCAUCCAGGUGGAGCGGGAGAAGAUGCAGAUGGAGCUCAGUCACAAGCGGGCUCGCGUGGAGCUGGAACGAGCGGCCAGCGCCAGCGCCAGAAGCUACGAGCGCGAGAUGGACCGCAACCAGGAGCUCCUGACGCGCAUUCGGCAGCUUCAGGAACGGGAGGCGGAGGCGGAGGCGAAGAUGAAGGAGCAGCUGGAGCGCCACAGGUCGUGCCAGCAGAGUCUGGACGCGGCCAGCAGGAGGCUGCGGGAGCAGGAGGGCAGCCAGGCCGAGGCCGCGGAGACCAUCACCACAUUAAAGGGGAGGCUCUCGGACCUGCAGUGGAGCGUGAUGAACCAGGAGAUGCAGGUGAAACGCCUGGAGUCUGAGAAGCAGGAGCUGAAGGAGCAGUUGGACCUGCAGCACCAGAAAUGGCAGGAAGCUAACCAGAAGGUCCAGGAGCUUCAGGCCAGCCAGGAAGGGCUGGCAGACCAGGGGCAGAGGAUUAAGGAUUUGGAGCAAAAGCUGUCCCUGCAGGAGCAGGACGCUGCGAUCGUGAAGAACAUGAGGUCUGAGCUGGUGCGGCUGCCGGCGAUGGAGAGGGAGCUGCGGCAGCUGCGGGAAGAGAACGCCUGCCUGCGGGAGACGCGGGACACCAAUGGGCUGCUGCGGGAGGAGCUGGAAGGGCUGCAGCGCAGGCUGGGGCGGCAGGAGAAGAUGCAGGAGACGCUGGUGGACCUCGAGCUGGAGAAGGAGAGGCUCUUGACGAAGCUGCAGAGCUGGGAGAGGCUGGACCAGGCCACCGGCUUGAGCAUCAGGACCCCAGAGGACCUGUCCAGGUUCAUCGUGGAGCUGCAGCAGCGCGAGCUCGCCCUCAAGGACAGGAACUGCUCCAUCACCAGCAGCGCUCGGGAGCUGGAGAAGGCCCGGCUGCAGCUCCAGGACGAGGUCCGCCAGCUCGGCAGCCAGCUGCUGGAGGAGAGGAAGCGGCGUGAGACGCACGAGGCCCUGGCACGGCGGCUGCAGAAGCGCGUCCUGCUGCUGACGAAGGAGCGUGACGGCAUGCGGGCCAUCCUGGGCUCCUACGACAGCGAGCUGACCCCGGCCGAACACUCGCCCCAGCUGACCCGCCGCAUGCGCGAGGCUGAGGACCUGGUGCAGAAGGUGCACGCUCACAGCUCAGAGGUGGAGGCUCAGCUGUCACAGGCGCUGGAGGAGCUGGGAGGCCAGAAGCAAAGAGCCGACAUGCUGGAGAUGGAGCUGAAGAUACUGAAGUCGCAGGCGGGCCCAGCUGAGCAGAGCUUCCUGUUCUCCAGGGAGGAGGUGAGCUCACUCAGGUACAAAAUCACUGAAGCAGAAAAUGAGCGGAGCCGCCUGGAGGAGGAGAAGAAGGCGCUGGAGGCGCAGCUGGAGCGGCUCACCCUGCAGGGUGACUAUGACCAGAGCAAGACCAAGGUGCUGCACCUGAGCCUGAACCCGGCUGGCGCGGCACGGCAGCGACUCCGCGAGGACCAGCAGCAGCUGCAGGAGGAGUGUGCGCGGCUGCGGGAGCUCGUCCGCGCCCUGGAGGCCGGCGGACCCGUCCCCGCCCACCUGGAGGCCGCCGCGGGGCUGCCCUCGUCCCGGGAGGUGGCAGAGCUGAAGAAGCAGGUGGAGAGCGCGGAGCUGAAGAACCAGCGGCUGAAGGAGGUCUUCCAGACCAAGAUCCAGGAGUUCCGGAAAGCGUGCUACACGCUGACUGGCUACCAGGUGGACAUCACCACAGAGAACCAGUACCGGCUGACGUCCAUGUACGCCGAGCAGAAGGCCGACUGCCUCAUCUUCAAGGCCACAGGCCCCUCGGGCACCAAGAUGCAGCUGCUGGAGACGGCGUUCUCACGGACCGUGCCGGCGCUCAUCGAGCUGCACCUGCUGCAACAGGACAGCAUCCCCGCCUUCCUCAGCGCCCUGACCCUCGACCUCUUCAGCCGCCAGACGCUGGCCUAGCCCCGGC